This is a messenger RNA of Schizosaccharomyces cryophilus OY26, 1889 nucleotides long. Its product is annotated as alpha-1,2-galactosyltransferase. Gene Ontology annotation, biological process: protein N-linked glycosylation. Lineage: Eukaryota; Fungi; Ascomycota; Schizosaccharomycetes; Schizosaccharomycetales; Schizosaccharomycetaceae. The coding region runs from base 154 to 1191 and encodes 345 amino acids. The record is from RefSeq and is a predicted model, not a curated record. Gene Ontology annotation, molecular function: glycosyltransferase activity. Gene Ontology annotation, cellular component: Golgi membrane. The transcript has a single exon.
CUCUCUCUACUACGUGCACUUCACCUCUGUCAAAUUCCACAAAGCUCCACACUGUUCAAGGAAUCCUAAAACGUUUGCGGUAUUCCAUUGAGAUUUGCCCGAAUUCCUUCCGGAAAGUUGUAAGUUACAAAAACCGUUGAAAUAUUCAGGGAAAUGUGGAAUCCAAAGAAAAAGUCGGAAGCUUUGGCCAAGUUCAAAUCAUUUCCUUAUCCCAAGCCAGGUGCUUCAGAUUUGCUGGAUUCGGGUCCAAGGAUAUACGCGAAAAGAUCCUUUCUGCAAAAAGUUGUGUUUUUCGUGGUUCUUUUGCUAUGCUUUGGGUUUUUCUUGAAGCACCAUACGAGUUCUCAGUCUCACCACAGUAAAGUGGUGAUGAUCGUUGCUAGUAAUGACGGCGGUGGUGUAUUGGAUGUUAAAAGUUCCGACCAAUGGAUUUUAGAAAAUAUCUCCCAGAAAAACAAACAAGAAUAUGCAAAGCGUCAUGGAUAUGAUUUAGUUUUCAAAAGUGAAGGAAUGAAACGCCGCUAUGCUCAUGAAUGGCGAGAAUCCUGGGAAAAAGCAGACUAUAUACUCGAAGCAAUGAAAAAUUUCCCUAAUGCUGAAUGGUUCUGGUGGUUGGACUUAACUACCUACAUUAUGGAGCCUCAAUAUUCUAUUGAAAAACACAUCAUAAAUCGUCUUCCUAAGAUUGCUGUUCGCAACAUCACUGAUCCCUUGGAAUUCAAUCCCCGCAAUUACAAGCAAAUUCCUUUUGUGGAUUAUUCAGAAGAUAUAAACUUUAUCUUGGGUCAGGACUGCAAUGGCUUUAGUCUUGGUUCUUUUAUCAUCCGCAGGAGUGAAUGGUCCAAGCGACUUUUGGAUUUUCUCUGGGAUCCUGCCGUCUACGGACAGAAGCACACUGAAUGGCCUCAUGACGAACAGAAUGUCCUUGAAUACUUUUAUGAACAUAACGCUUGGUUACGUAAUGGAAUGGCGUUUGUUCCUUUAAGAACUUUGAACGCCUAUACUAGAGGCGCUUGUGAAAGCGAUAGUAGCAAUCCGCAGUUCUUCUAUAAUCACAAACAGAGAGACUUUUUAGUCAAUUUGGCUGGCUGUAAUUAUGGUAGAAAUUGCAAGGAGGAGAUUGAGUAUUAUCGAUCCAUACAGGGAAGUCGAUCUGGUUUCUCGAAAUAUUUUUCUUUUCUCUCUUUUUAAAUGAUAUAUGCAUUUGUUUUCUUGAGUCAUUCUUUUAAAAUCUAUUCCCUACAUCCCUAAUCGAUUAUUAUCAAAAUCAUCUUCAAUUUGCUAACUAAUAUUCUUUUGAAAUAUUAAUGUGUAGGGAAGUUUUGGGUUCUGGAAAUUUACACACAUGUUUUGUGUUUUUUAUUAAUAUAUGUCAACCAUUGAUAAUCCUUGAAUUGAUGUUGAUUUUCUAGUUCGAAUGUCUUAAUUGCUUAUUUUAUUUCAUUGUGUUUAAAUAUGGCGACGAUCCAAGAUGUCGCCUAGUCCUUGAACGUGAACAGGCUUGGGAUGAAGCUUUAUACUUUUGAUGAAUCAAAGUGUACUGACAUACUUUUGUUUCUGCCUGUGGUUUUCUCCUGUUGCAGCGAUCUAGCUUUUGUCGUUAAGUGAACGUGUAGAAUAGUUAUAGUUGAAUUGGUUUGAUCAGUCAAUUGAUCAGCAAAUAUUAAUUGCAACUUGAGGCAUGAAAAAGUGUAAGAAAGGUACCAGCACGUAGUAUAUUUCAACUCUACUCUGGCACUUGUAACGAUUUAUUCUGUAGAUGUUCCUCUUGAUUACAGAAAUAUUUUAAUCAUACAUUUGAUGGCUGUUUUUGAAGGCUUUUGGUGUACCUUGGCUUUGCUGCUUGUUGCUAGAUGAAGAGGAAUAAGAAAGUUCGUUUUCAACGUUGC